This is a messenger RNA of Haliotis rubra (blacklip abalone), 1099 nucleotides long. RefSeq lists its product as uncharacterized. The record is from RefSeq and is a predicted model, not a curated record. The coding region runs from base 247 to 969 and encodes 240 amino acids. The transcript has 3 exons. Lineage: Eukaryota; Metazoa; Mollusca; Gastropoda; Lepetellida; Haliotidae.
CCUAAUGUGUAUUGAUAUUUAUUUCACAGUUGAAUGCAGCACUAAAUAAUGAAUGCAGCGUACAAAUGAAAGGAAAUUAUGCUAAUAGAAAAAUACAAUCUGCAUAAUGUGUUUUUGUAGAAUCAAUUCUUACGCACAGCAUGCUUCCCGGAGUCUGCAGAUUGACCAUGUGAACAGAUCAGUGUUCCAUUUGGAGACCGUGUGAGUACGCUGAAGAUACAUUCCACUAAACUCGAUGUACAAAUCAUGGAAAAAACUUGCAUUUUCAUCCUGAUUCUAUUUCUGCGAUUGUCAAAAGAUAGAAUUCAAGCCACUCAAGCUUGCGAGAAUGUCAAAUACUCUCAUGUCAUGACGUUUGACAAUCGGCAGUUUUCAAGAUGGUUGUUGUGGACAAAAUCAUCAGUGAAUAGAAAUGAAUGUGGCACCUUCUGUCUCCAAGAGAAAACCUGCGUCACCUUUCAAGUGAACUCAGGAGGAUCAGUCUGUAGAGGCUACGCCGUCGCCUUUAACGAGAACUCCGAAAGCGAAUCAGCCCCGGGAUGUAUGCUGUAUGUAUCGGAGAAAGCUCAAGGCUUUAUUGGAUCUUCGUGUCAGAACAACGCAGACUGUUACGUGGCAAGCUCCGUCUGUGUCAACUCCGAGUGCAUGUGUGACCCCGGACUGGGGUUCUCACCUCAACACGAGUCUUGUGUUUCGAGUUGUACAGAGUACGGUCCUCAUUACACUACAAUACGUGGCUACUUUAUAAAGGCAAACAACAUGGCUACCUACACCGGGGUGACUGAACAACAGUGCAUGGACCACUGCACCAAUCACGUCGCCUUUGUCUGCGUGUCAGCUGAUAGGCGUGCCUCUGACGGGAGAUGUGACCUCACCACCCAAACUCUCAUGACUGUUGCCGCAUCAAACUACAGAAUAGAAACGGAUCGUACAAUUAUUGCCCACUUUUCCCGAGAUUGCAAAGCGUGAUCCGACCAUGUAAAACUACUCUCAGUUCCCUCUGUGAUUGUUUAAUUAAACCAUUAAUCAGGAGCAAUAGUCAACACUUUGUAGCUGACGAUACAAAAUACUCUCAAAAUACCCUCAAGUUCAAACAAGC